This is a messenger RNA of Penaeus vannamei (Pacific white shrimp), 872 nucleotides long. The record is from RefSeq and is a predicted model, not a curated record. NCBI's taxonomy places the organism in Eukaryota, Metazoa, Arthropoda, Malacostraca, Decapoda, Penaeidae.
GAACUUCAAUACUCUCCUUACGCGAACUCUACAUGUCAACAAACAAUCUAAAGGAUCGACCACGUUGCCUGUCAAGCGUCAAAUAUGUUCAAAAACAUAUUAGGGAAAGUACUGAAAUGUAGUGAGACACCAAUUCCUCGAUUUCUUUUCCUUACAGACACAAGUGAAGUGUGUGGACGUGGUGUAUUAUGGUCAAUUGUACAGUCACAUCUCCAUAAUAAUGCCAGCAUCAUUUAUCUAUCAACUGAACUGUCACCAGAACACAUAAAAAGCUCUUUGAAUAUUGAAGAAAGCAAUGGUAAAUUACACUUUCAUGAUGCAACAGUUGACCCCUGUGGGUGGGACAAUGACCAGCCGAAUGUAAAUGUAGCACAACCACUCCAUAAUAUUAUGAACAGCAGUUAUGUUAAAGGCAGUGGUGGUACACAAAAAGUAGUGAUGGUUAUAGACAGACUGGAAAAGAUUGCUCUUUAUCAAGAUCCAUUACAGCUCAUACGAAGCUUGCAUAUUCUAGCUUCAGAGGAACAUGUGCAGCAGUUGAUAGUGUUGUCAGGAAGGGAUGUUUUACCAGAAAAUAUACUGUCUGCUGUCUGCCAUAUAGCCUCUGCUGUUGUGUAUGUCCUUCCUACAACUCCUUCUAGUUGCAAGGUGGUAUUAAAGAAGCCAUCUGGAAAAGUCUUAAAGUCUCAUGAGGAGUUCACACUAACACCUGAUCUCCAAGUCCAAGUUCGCAAAGCUCAAAGCCAAACCACUUUACCCUCUGCCAGUGACCCUGAAACCGAUGCCAUACUUGCAGCUCAGACCACAUUUAACUUGGCACUGACAGAUGACCAGCGAAGGGCAAAGAAUAACUUACUUUUACCACACACAAG